Messenger RNA from Peromyscus maniculatus bairdii (prairie deer mouse), 5289 nucleotides. The record is from RefSeq and is a predicted model, not a curated record. Lineage: Eukaryota; Metazoa; Chordata; Mammalia; Rodentia; Cricetidae.
CCCUGCCGUCCCGCUCCGGACUCCGACUCCCGGCUCCAGUUGCAGAGUGCAACCUCCGCGGCCGCCGCCGCCGCCGCCGCCCCACCGAUUCGCGCGCUGCUCAGGUGGCUGUCGCUUCGAUGUCCUCCUAAUCCAGGCCCCCCCCCCACCCCGGGCCAGACUCGGCUGGGACUCCCUUCACCCUCCGCUGGAGUCAUGAGGGCGAUUGGGACGCUGCAGGUGCUGGGCUUCCUUCUCAGCCUGGCCCGGGGUUCCGAGAUGGGCAGCUCCCAGGCAGUGUGUCCUGGGACUCUGAAUGGGCUGAGUGUGACUGGCGAUGCUGAGAAUCAGUACCAGACCCUGUACAAGCUGUAUGAGAGGUGCGAGGUGGUGAUGGGCAACCUUGAGAUUGUGCUCACGGGACACAACGCCGACCUUUCCUUCCUGAAGUGGAUCCGAGAGGUGACGGGCUACGUCCUCGUGGCCAUGAACGAAUUCUCCACGCUACCUUUGCCGAACCUCCGCGUGGUACGGGGAACCCAGGUCUACGACGGGAAGUUUGCCCUCUUUGUCAUGUUGAAUUAUAACACCAACUCCAGCCACGCUCUGCGCCAGCUCCACCUCACCCAGCUGACUGAGAUUCUGUCAGGGGGUGUUUACAUUGAGAAGAACGACAGACUUUGCCAUAUGGACACAAUUGACUGGAAGGACAUCGUGAGGGUCCAGGGGGCUGAUAUCGUGGUGAAGAACAAUGGUAGAAACUGUCCACCCUGUCAUGAGGCCUGCAAGGGGCGAUGCUGGGGACCUGGACCAGAUGACUGCCAGACAUUGACCAAGACCAUCUGCGCGCCUCAGUGUAACGGCCAUUGCUUUGGGCCCAACCCCAACCAGUGCUGCCAUGAUGAGUGCGCAGGAGGCUGCUCCGGACCCCAGGACACAGACUGCUUUGCCUGCCGACACUUCAAUGACAGCGGAGCUUGCGUGCCCCGGUGUCCGCAGCCUCUUGUGUACAACAAGCUGACGUUCCAGCUGGAACCCAACCCCCACACCAAGUAUCAGUAUGGAGGGGUCUGUGUUGCCAGCUGUCCCCAUAACUUUGUGGUGGAUCAGACAUCUUGUGUCAGGGCUUGCCCUCCCGACAAGAUGGAAGUAGAUAAAAAUGGACUCAAGAUUUGUGAGCCUUGUGGAGGGUUGUGCCCUAAAGCCUGUGAGGGGACAGGCUCUGGAAGCCGCUUCCAGACUGUGGACUCCAGCAACAUUGAUGGGUUCGUGAACUGCACCAAGAUCCUGGGCAACCUGGACUUCCUUAUCACUGGCCUCAACGGAGACCCCUGGCACAAGAUCCCUGCACUGGACCCAGAGAAGCUCAACGUUUUCAGGACAGUACGGGAGAUCACAGGGUACCUAAACAUCCAGUCCUGGCCUCCUCACAUGCACAACUUCAGUGUUUUUUCCAACCUGACAACCAUCGGGGGCAGAAGCCUCUACAACCGGGGCUUCUCCUUGUUGAUCAUGAAGAACUUGAAUGUCACGUCACUGGGCCUCCGGUCCCUGAAGGAGAUCAGUGCUGGGCGCGUCUACAUAAGUGCCAAUCAGCAGCUCUGCUACCACCACUCUCUGAACUGGACCAGACUGCUCCGGGGGCCUCCAGACGACAGGCUUGACAUCAAGUAUAAUCGGCCUCGAAGAGACUGUGUGGCAGAGGGUAAAGUGUGUGAUCCACUGUGCUCCUCUGGGGGAUGCUGGGGCCCAGGCCCUGGUCAGUGCUUGUCUUGUCGAAAUUACAGCCGAGAAGGUGUCUGUGUGACUCACUGCAACUUUCUGAAGGGGGACCCUCGUGAGUUCGCUCAGGACGGUGAAUGUUUCUCCUGCCACCCCGAGUGCCUACCCAUGGAGGGCGCCAGCACAUGCGAUGGCCCGGGCUCUGACGCUUGUGCUCAAUGUGCCCAUUUUCGAGACGGGCCCCACUGUGUGAACAGCUGCCCCCAUGGAAUCCUAGGUGCCAAGGGUCCAAUCUACAAGUACCCAGACGCUCAGAAUGAAUGUCGGCCCUGCCAUGAGAACUGCACCCAGGGGUGUAAGGGACCAGAACCGCAGGACUGUUUGGGCCAAACAGAGGUAUUAAUGAGCAAAACCCAUCUGGCAAUGGCUGGGAUGGUGGGACUGCCUGUGGCUCUCCUGAUUCUGGGAGGCUCCUUUCUCUACUGGCGUGGACGCAGGAUUCAGAAUAAAAGGGCUAUGAGGCGCUACUUGGAACGGGGUGAGAGCAUCGAGCCUCUGGACCCCAGCGAGAAAGCAAACAAAGUCUUGGCCAGAAUCUUCAAAGAGACAGAGCUGAGGAAGCUUAAAGUGUUGGGCUCUGGUGUCUUUGGAACUGUGCACAAGGGGGUUUGGAUCCCUGAGGGUGAAUCCAUCAAGAUUCCAGUCUGCAUUAAAGUCAUCGAGGACAAGAGUGGGCGCCAAAGUUUUCAAUCUGUGACUGAUCAUAUGCUGGCCAUCGGUAGCCUAGACCAUGCCCACAUCGUACGGCUUCUGGGACUAUGCCCGGGGUCGUCUCUGCAGCUUGUCACACAAUACUUGCCUCUGGGCUCCCUCCUUGACUAUGUGAGACAGCACCGUGGGGCGCUGGGGCCCCAGCUGCUGCUCAACUGGGGAGUACAGAUCGCCAAGGGUAUGUAUUACCUGGAGGAACACAGUAUGGUGCACAGGGACCUCGCUCUCCGGAAUGUGCUGCUCAAGUCACCUAGUCAGGUCCAGGUGGCAGAUUUUGGUGUGGCUGACCUGUUGCCACCGGAAGACAAGCAGUUACUAUACAGUGAGGCCAAGACUCCAAUUAAGUGGAUGGCCCUUGAGUGUAUCCACUUUGGGAAAUACACACACCAGAGUGAUGUCUGGAGUUACGGGGUUACGGUGUGGGAGUUGAUGACUUUCGGGGCAGAGCCCUAUGCGGGGCUGAGACUCGCUGAAAUCCCAGACCUGCUGGAGAAGGGCGAGCGGUUAGCGCAGCCCCAGAUCUGCACCAUUGACGUCUACAUGGUCAUGGUCAAGUGUGAGUUGUCUGCUGACCCCUGGUCUGACUCCCCCGCUUUCUCCUCCACGGCUCUAUCCCCUUCUGACUCCGCCCUCUACGUCUCAUCCCCAGGUUGGAUGAUUGAUGAGAAUAUUCGCCCGACCUUUAAAGAACUAGCCAAUGAGUUCACCAGGAUGGCCCGUGACCCACCACGAUAUCUGGUCAUAAAGAGAGAGAGCGGGCCUGGAGUGCCUCCUGGGGCAGAGCCCUCCGCGCUGACGAACAAAGAGCUGGAGGAAGUCGAGCUGGAGCCUGAACUGGACCUAGACCUAGACCUGGAGGCAGAGGACGACAGCCUGGCGACCACACUGGGUUCUGCCCUCAGCUUACCAGCGGGGACGCUUCCCCGGCCACGUGGGAGCCAGAGUCUUUUAAGUCCCUCAUCUGGAUACAUGCCCAUGAACCAGAGUAAUCUCGGGGAGGCUUGUCUGGAUACUGCCGUUUUGGGGGGCAGUGAACAGUGCCCCCGUCCCAUCUCUCUGCACCCAAUCCCACGGGGCCGCCUGGCAUCAGAGUCCUCAGAGGGCCACGUGACGGGCUCUGAGGCUGAACUCCAAGAAAAAGGAUCGGUGUGCAGAAGCCGCAGCCGCAGCCGCAGCCCUCGGCCACGUGGAGACAGUGCCUACCACUCGCAGCGACACAGCCUGCUCACCCCUGUCACCCCGCUGUCCCCGCCAGGGGUAGGGGAAGAGGAUGUCAAUGGUUAUGUCAUGCCAGACACGCACCUCAGAGGUACACCCUCCUCCCGGGAAGGUACCCUUUCUUCAGUAGGUCUCAGUUCCGUGCUGGGUACUGAAGAAGAAGAUGAAGAGGAGGAGUAUGAAUACAUGAACCGGAAGAGAAGGAGCAGCCCACCUCGGCCUCCGAGGCCUGGUUCCCUUGAGGAGCUGGGUUAUGAGUACAUGGAUGUGGGCUCAGACCUCAGUGCCUCUCUGGGCAGUACUCAGAGUUGCCCACUCCAUCCUAUGGCCAUCCUGCCCUCUGCGGGCACAACUCCAGAUGAGGACUACGAGUACAUGAACCGUAGGCGGGGCGUGGGGGGGGCCGGGGGGGAUUAUGCAGCCAUGGAGGCCUGCCCAGCAGCUGAACAAGGGUAUGAAGAGAUGCGAGCUUUCCAGGGGCCUGGCCAUCACGCCCCCCACGUUCGCUAUGCCCGCCUCAAAACGCUGCGUAGUUUAGAAGCCACCGAUUCUGCCUUCGACAACCCGGAUUACUGGCAUAGCAGACUUUUCCCCAAAGCCGACGCCCAGAGAACUUAACCUCUGCUCCUGAGACUCUCCGGGAGCAUCUGAUGGCAGCUGGUGCCUCUUGAGGGUACCCCUUCCUCGCCCCCCUCCUCCUCAGGGUCCCACUCCCAUUUCUCCAGUCCUGGACAGUGCCCUCUAGUCUUUGGAGACUCGCAAACACAUCCUUACACAAUUCCGUGCUGUAUAGCCAGUCAGCUGUGCACUUUCUUCUCGGCCCCGGCCCCAGGGAAGAGAAGGUUUUCCUGUUGGUCUGCUUUCCCAAGCCCGUUCCUCAGCUUCCUCAGGGAGACCCCCUGGAGAUAUGAAGGUCUGCUCUCUCUAAGCCCCUUUCUCUGGGGCUCUUACUUGUUAGACUUUGCUUUUGUUUCUCAUCAGACUCUCCUAAGGAAGAGGAGAUGAAACAGAGCUGAAAGAGGAAAGUGAAAUUUUGGCUCAUGAGACUCUUAAUCCUAUGCAAAGGUUGAGACGCUUAACAAAGGUAGGAGUAGAUACCAAUAACCAUGAAUCGAACGUUUACCAUGAGCGAGGCAUCGUCCAGCUGAACUCUGCCUGCGUGAUCUCAGUUACAAUCUACAAUUUUUGUGAGGUAGAGCUGAUCCCAUUUUACCAAUACAGGAGUGAGUCCUCUUGAGAGUUCCAAAAUAGCCAAUAGGUCCCUGAAUCUCUGCAUAGUACUGAAUCCUAGUUUUUGUUGUUUGGUUUUGGUUUUGAUUUUUCGAGAGAGACAGGGUUUCUCUGUGUUGUCCUGGCUGUCCUGGAGCUCAAUCUGUAGACCAGGCUGGCCUCGAGUUCAGAGAUCAGCCUGCCUCUGCUUCCUGAGUCCUGGGAUUAAAGGCAUGUGCCACCAUCGCCCAGCCUAAAAUUCUUUUUUAAAAAAUAUUUUAGUUGGUGUACAAAACUGAAUGCUAUAGUCUAGUGCCUUUUUACCUCUUACCUAAGAACUUUCCAUCAUGGCUGUAAAUCUUGAAGUUUGAAGUACCACAGCAAAAGUAA